UUCCUCAUUCUCUCUCCCUUCAAAAGUUUUAUAUACCCAUAGCCUAAUCAUUUCACUCUCUUUUAAACUCUCUCUUUGACAGUGAUCACAGCACUUCAUCAUGAAGCUGUCAAUCACAUUGCCAACACUGGCAUUGGUGGCAUUUGCCGCCUUCACGACUGCCACCCUCGAACAAAAACGCAACAACGUACACCACAAACGUCAUCAUCAAGCCUCCCAACAAGAGCGUCGCGCACCAGGAUCAAAAGGUUUGGGUCUACUUGAAGAAGUGCAAAAAGUGUUACAGCUCAACAAUGACCAAGAGCGUACGCAUUACAACGGUUUCCAAGGAUCCAUUUGGCCAUUAGACAUUUUAGAUCAUGCACUACACAAAGAUGCAAAACAAUCUUCUCAAACAGACUUGCAACGUGGUGCAGAUCAACCAGGUGGAAAUGCAUUUUCACCAGAUUAUCCUACUUGUCCUAAAACUGCAGGUACCCGUACCUGGAAAGAAGCAGUCGAGAAGGCACGAGCAUACAUUGCAAAGUUCACAUUGGAAGAACGUGUGAAGCUCGUCACUGGAGUUGGCUGGCAACUUGGUCCAAAACCACGUUGUGUUGGUGAUAUUGCCGCGAACGAACGAGUUGGUUUCCCAGGUUUAUGUUUGGAAGAUUCUCCGGCCGGUGUUCGAUUUGCAGAUUUGGUAAGUGUUUUUCCUGCUGGUAUAACGACUGCCGCAACAUUUUCCAGUAAUUUGACAUUUGAACGUGGAAAAGCCAUGGGUCAAGAAUUUCACAAAAAAGGUGUAAAUAUUCAACUUGGUCCAGGAAUGAAUUUGGUUCGUACGGCAGCAGGUGGUAGAAAUUGGGAAUAUGCUUCUGCCGAUCCUUACCUUACCGGAGAAUCAGCUUAUCAUACCAUCAAAGGUAUUCAAUCUCAAGGCGUUCAAGCAUGUGCGAAACAUUUGGUCGGAAACGAACAAGACAUUAACCGAAACACAUACAGUUCAAACAUCGAUGGUCGUACACUGCGUGAAAUCUAUUUGCACCCUUUCUUACGAAGUGUUCAAGCCGAUGUUACCUCGAUGAUGUGCUCUUACAAUCUCUUGAACAAUUCUUGGGCAUGUCAAAAUAGUGAGCUUAUGAACUAUCACGUCAAGACUGAAAUGGGCUUCCAAGGAUUCAUCGUGUCAGAUUGGGGAGCACAACAUGCAGGUGUUGCUUCUGCCAACAGUGGUUUAGACAUGACUAUGCCGGGCCAGCUAGAAUGUUGUUCGGCCGAUUUUAGAAACAGUUUUUGGGGUGCAAAUCUAACCCAAGCCGUUAAUAAUGGAAGCGUUGAAGCAAGUAGGGUUGAGGAUAUGGGCGUACGCAUUUUAGCCGGAUGGUAUUUACUCGGUCAAGAUGAAAAUUAUCCAAAGCCAAAUUUUGAUGCUUUUGAUCCGUUUUACGGUGAUCAUCUCACUGCUACGACUGCUCAACAUUCUCAACUGAUGCGUGAAAUUGGUGCUGCAGGUGCUGUCUUGCUUAAAAACACGAAUGGCUCUCUCCCACUCAAGAAAAACAUGCGUAAACUUGCCGUUGUGGGAGAAGAUGCAGGACCUUCAAGACGUGGUGCGAAUGAGUUUGGUGAUCGUGGAGGUGUUGAUGGUACGGUAGGAAUCGGUUGGGGUUCAGGAACGGCUGAUUACAGCUACUUUAUCUCACCUUAUGAAGCUUUGCAAAGCCGUGCACGCAAACACAACACAGGAUUCUAUUGGUCUUUCGAUAACUUUGCACCGGGUCAAGCAAUGACCAUCAGUGAUGAACGUGCAGGUGUUGAUGCUGCGAUUGUUUUCGUUCAUGCUGAUUCAGGUGAAGGUUAUAUUACCGUUGAUGGAAAUAUGGGAGAUCGCAAUAAUUUGACAUUGUGGGCAAACGGUGAUAAUUUAAUCAAAAACGUUUCUUCAGUCAACAGUAACACGAUUGUCGUCAUUCAUGCACCUUCUCAAAUCGAUGUCGAACAAUGGAUCGAUAAUCCAAAUGUGACUGCUGUCAUUCAUGCCCAUAUGGCCGGAGCAGAAGCAGGAAAUGCGAUUGCUGACGUUUUGUACGGUGAUGUGAACCCAAGUGGUCGUUUACCAUACACGAUUGCAAAACAACGUAGCGAUUAUUCUGCAGAUGUUCAAUACUUCAAAAGCCCAGAUACCGAUAAAUCACAAAUCUACUACACCGAGAAGCUCAACAUUGAUUAUCGUCACUUCGACACAGAAAAGAUCGAACCAAGAUUUGAGUUUGGAUUCGGUCUCUCAUACACCAAAUUUGAAUACUCAGGCUUGAGUGGAAAUUGGCUAAACGGAAGCUCGGCGGGAGACAAUUGGAAUACACGUCAAUGGUCUUUACCUUUGCCUGAUUGGUUGUUCGAGGACGUUUAUGAAGUUUCAUUCGAAGUCAAAAACACGGGUGGAAGUGAUGGAUAUGAAGUUCCUCAAUUGUAUCUUGGAUUCCCCACACAAGCAGGAGAGCCACCGAAAGUGUUGCGUAAAUUUGAUCGUUAUUCGAUCAAAUCCGGUCAAACGAAGCGUGUUUCAUUCAGAUUGAACAGAUAUGAUUUAAGUACUUGGGAUAAUACUUCUGCUCGUUGGAGUAAGCCAGAAGGUGAUUAUACCUUGUACGUUGGUGCAAGUUCUCGUGACAUUCGUCUUACGAAGCAGAGCUUGUAAUCAGGACAUUGAUUGAUAAUCUUAUGAUGUGUUGUGUGUUGUGUUUAUUUUGUUAGUGUGAAUUUUAAGCCAAGCAAA
This is a messenger RNA of Meira miltonrushii, 2758 nucleotides long. RefSeq names its product putative beta-glucosidase. NCBI's taxonomy places the organism in Eukaryota, Fungi, Basidiomycota, Exobasidiomycetes, Exobasidiales, Brachybasidiaceae. The transcript has a single exon. Bases 101 to 2680 code for a protein of 859 amino acids. The record is from RefSeq and is a predicted model, not a curated record. Gene Ontology annotation, biological process: glucan catabolic process. Gene Ontology annotation, molecular function: beta-glucosidase activity.